Pantherophis guttatus is the source of this 1987-nucleotide messenger RNA. RefSeq names its product NFKB inhibitor interacting Ras like 2 (gene NKIRAS2). Lineage: Eukaryota; Metazoa; Chordata; Lepidosauria; Squamata; Colubridae. The record is from RefSeq and is a predicted model, not a curated record. Gene Ontology annotation, biological process: Ral protein signal transduction; negative regulation of canonical NF-kappaB signal transduction. Gene Ontology annotation, molecular function: GTPase activating protein binding; GTPase activity; GTP binding.
AUCACACCAGAGACAGUGCUCUAGAUGGAGCUGUGGGCUGCAGUUCCCAUGUAUGCCUUUUCUCUCAGUCAUGCCGAGUUGUUGGUCUUCAGUUCCUUUCCUUGCUGAAGACGGCAGGGAAACAUCAGGAGCAGUGCCCGGGUUGGGAAGAUAAUGGGGAAGAGUUGCAAAGUGGUAGUAUGUGGGCAAGCAUCAGUUGGGAAGACUUCGAUCCUGGAACAGCUUCUGUAUGGGAAUCAUAUUGUUGGUUCAGAAAUGAUUGAAACCCAGGAAGACAUUUAUGUGGGUUCCAUUGAAACAGACCGGAAUAUGCGUGAACAAGUGCGUUUCUAUGAUACCCGAGGCUUGAGGGAUGGAGCUUCCCCGUGCUUGGAGUUGCCCAAGCAUUGCUUCUCUUGCACGGAUGGAUUUGUACUGGUUUACAGUAUUGACAGCAAGGAGUCUUUCAAGAGAGUGGAGAUUCUCAAGAAGGAAAUAGAUAAAAACAAGGAUAAGAAGGAGGUGACUAUUGUGGUUUUAGGCAACAAAUGCGAUUUGCAGGAACAACGCCGUGUGGACCAUGAUAUAGCCCAACACUGGGCAAAGGCAGAGAAAGUAAAAUUGUGGGAAACCUCAGUUGCUGACCGUCGGAGUCUCAUUGACCCCUUUGUCUACUUAGCCAGCAAAAUGACGCAGCCACAGAGCAAGUCCACCUUCCCACUCAGCCGCAAGAACAAAAGCAGUGGUUCUGUGGAUGGAUGAAACCCACAGGUGUUGGACCACUAUUGCUGGUAAAAAUGUAUGCAUGUAGGGCAGGGCUGGCCUUGCCAGAGAGCAGAAACUAGUAGCAGAUACCAUAUAAGGCACUUCUUUUGUUCCUAUCUCUGUAUCAUUUGUUUUUGUUUUGGUAGAAAAAACUUUCCAAAUCCAAAACAGGAGUGUAGAAUUUUUUCUUCAUUUUUCACUUAAAAUAUAUAUAUUUUAAAUCAAGCAGAUAGUACCUGCAUAUGCCCAGUGCCUAGUGUAUUAAAUAGUCAAUACACCACAUUAAAGGUUUGAUUUUUAACAAUCUUUUAAUCAGUCUCAUUUUUUUUUUACUGUUUAAAGAACCCACAUUUUAAAUCUGAAAAUAGCUGUUAAGGGUACUAAGUUUUAUUCUUGAUUUGUACCCUGAAGGGAUACCAUGGUAGAAAUAUCCAGGGUUCCCAGAAAUAUUUCUUAAGUUGUGGAAAAGGGAGGGGUGAGCCAUGGAUAUAGCAACACGAGGAAGAAUAAUAAAGGAAUAUUCUUUCAGUCAGUAUUGAAGCCCUCCUGGCCAAAUUAAUCCACUAUCUUCCAUGUUCCUGAAUUAGCAGAUUCUAGAAUGUUUUUUUAGAAGCUAACGGUAUUUUUAUAAGGAGACCAACUUGUGGAGAAGAGGAAACAUACAAAUAGAGACUUGUGGGAAAGCACAUUAUCCACCAACAAAUUAAGUUUGGGGAUAAUAGUUUUAGUGAUCUUUUAUAUAUCAUUAAUUUCCUCGAUCUGGAUUUGAUUUUUAUUAUUUUGUGAAUGUCUCUUCCAAACACUGUGACUUUGUGUUCCUGAUUUGGAUAAUGGAUGUAAUAAUUCAUAUAACUGAUAUCAUGAUCAAAUGGAUUCAACUCAGAGUAAGGCUGUUAUCCCAUAAUGCAUUGAAACAUGAUUCCUAUGUUAGUUGCUUAUGAACUCUUGAAAUGCAGAUUAAAAACAGAUUCUACACUGCUCUGAAUUGUUUGUGUAAUAUUAACUUUUAUUGAAUACAAUACAGAACACAGUGUCCCAGUCAGAAUAGAUGACACCAAUAAAUUAAAAAAUGUAUUUUAGCUUUCCAACAUCAAUGUAAAUAUAAUUAUUUUUCCAGUUUUUCCAGUUUUUCCAAUGUAGAUUAGGGAGAGAGGAUUGGGAAGAUAAUUUAAACAGAAAGAUUUAAAUUGGACAAAAAUGGCAUUGUAAUUAUUUUAAUAAAGUUAUGGUUAUAGACAAAAUA